Carassius carassius (crucian carp) is the source of this 2316-nucleotide messenger RNA. RefSeq names its product ciliary neurotrophic factor receptor subunit alpha-like. The transcript has 12 exons. Lineage: Eukaryota; Metazoa; Chordata; Actinopteri; Cypriniformes; Cyprinidae. The coding region runs from base 114 to 1310 and encodes 398 amino acids. Gene Ontology annotation, biological process: cytokine-mediated signaling pathway. Gene Ontology annotation, cellular component: external side of plasma membrane. Gene Ontology annotation, molecular function: protein binding; cytokine receptor activity. The record is from RefSeq and is a predicted model, not a curated record.
CGGAGGGGAAGGCGCAGCUCGAGCCUCUGACUUUACUACGAAGGUGAAGCGCAGCCAAGGCAAUGGAGAGGUACCGCGUCAAAAUGCUCGUGUAAUGUUUGAAGAAAAGUAAGAUGCCCAGUUUAGUGUCAUGCCUUGGCGAUCUAAUAGUCACUGGAAUCAUCAUCCUGUUCUCUGACCACGUCCAGUCAGAGAUAUGGACCAAUGAAGUUUCAGACGUCCAGUUCAGUGGAUUGGGCUCCACGGUCACACUCAUAUGCGGAGGCGCUCACGGCGGGUCUCCAGUGGAAUGGCGGUUCAAUGGGAGCUCAGUACCGCUGUGGCAAACACACAAGGGCUCGCUUACGCUACUGAGCACCACACACUCGAUGGAAGGCAACUACAGCUGCCAUGAUGAACGAGGAACUUUACUGCAGUCCAUCAAACUACGCCUGGGAUAUCCACCUCAUUUUGUCAGAGUUUCUUGUCGUAUGCCGAAUCAUAUGAACAUCUACUGCUCCUGGGUACAAACUAAGACAACACACCUGCCCACAUUAUACAGAACCUCCUACAGUGGUAAGGGCAUAGAUAUGGAGCCCUGCGAGCAGGAGCAGAUCGGGGUGAAUGAAUGUAUGAUUACUAACCCACCAUUCUGGACCUCAAAGUUCCUGGUGAACAUCACCGAAAUCAACCCGCUGGGAUCCAACUCCACCAUCCUCCAGAUAGAUGCUCAUGAACUCUUGAAGCCAGAUCCUCCCGAGGACGUCCAAGUUCAUCAGGUGGAGGGUCAGCCCACUCAGUUACUGGUCCAGUGGAGUUGUCCUUCAUCCUGGCCGGUUGAAGUCAUGCACGCUUUCCCCUUGACAUUCUUACUGCGCUACCGGCCGAUCGGCUCCAACUACUGGUCAAGGCUGGAGACAGAAGAGAACACAAGCCUGAAGAUCAUGGAUGCUCUAGUGGGUCACCUGCAUCAGAUCCAGAUCAGAGCCCAGGACGCCCUGAUCAACCACAGCCAGUGGAGUGAGUGGAGUCAUGUGGUGGAGGCCCAGCCGUGGAUCGAGCCUUUGAAAGAGCCAACAGAGGAACCGGUGGAUUUUAGCUUUCCAUUUUUCAACUCAUUUCCAGUGAGGACCACAGACAAGUCUCCAGAUUCAUCGUUACACCAGACUGGAAGCCUCGGACUGUUGAUUUUGUUGGGUCUGUUUGCAGCGGUCAUGGUGUCUGUGUUAUUAACCAUCAUCACACUUCUAUGGGUCAGACAGAGAAAACAGGAAAAUGUGAAGAAAGAAGAACUGGCUUCCAUGGUGAAGAUGAAGUCCAUAGCGAUCUAAAGUUUGAGAAGAAGGAUGUCUUCAGUUCGGCCCUCAUAGGGCAUCAGUUUAGGGAAUCAUCACCACUGACAGACUCCAUUACCCACAAUCCACCUCUCCUCUCAGCCUCUCAGAGGAUGGGCUCUAAAUGGCAAGAACUGUGAACAUGUACAGUCUCCAAUGUAGCACAAUGCAAUGGAAGAAACACAAGGAUUUCCUUCCUCCUUUACUUUUCUCUGCUCACAGCAAAGUCUUGGACAAUGAAAAACAUGUUUUUGCAUUACUCUCUCUUCCCAAUAUUCCCCGCACUCCACUGGACUCCACUUCUGACACGAACAGUGCUGUGAAAAGGCUCAGCAUUUGGCCGGAUGUGCGCAGCAUACGGGGCAUUAUGGAGAAAGUGGUGUUUUCAGGCCUCAAUCCGUACGUAACCUUCAGACAGCUGCUAUCUUUGGCGCUCCGGCGAUGGACGCGGUGUUCUUUCUGUGGAGAGACAAAGCAAGAUUUCUUCUCUGCGCUCAUAACAGGUGGAAACAUCUGCAGUUGACUGGCUUCGUCUGGUUAGUUUCCAGCCAGAUGUAGCAUCUAAAGCAUCAGGUUCUCAGAAAUAAACUCCCGUAAAAUGCAUUUCAUCGUGACUUCAGCUUCAGAGUUCAUGUCUUGACCGUAAACGCCAGCGAGGGUUACAAACACGCAACUUUCUGGCGUUAAACAAAACUGGACUUCAAUGCAAUAAAUGCAUUUCAUUUCUCUUGACUUUUUUGGCAUGUUGUCUGCAUUGAAUCGAGACAUGAAUGUAAAUCAGUCUUACGGUGUCACAUAUACACAUUUGUAAGGUGAUUAAAGCUGAUAGUUUCUUUGUUGAAGCUAAUAGAUAUUCACAAUAUAAAAUUCUAUUGAUGCUCAUUUAUAAAAUGAGAUUGUUAUACAUUUAUGCAGUUAUAUUGUAUGAUAGUUUGUAUACAGCAUACUGUUCUGUUGUACGUUGCUCUCCAGUGACAUAAAGCUCAGUGCAUGCGUUUUUGUA